AUGCUCAAAGAAAAGGCACUGACGCUGGUGGUGGUGAACUUCGUCUUUUUCCCAAUUGCUGCCAUUUCAUUGGCUAUGCGAGUAUAUGUUCUAUUUGCUCUAACGAUUUCUAUGUCAACGGUUGCCGCUUAUCAUGGAGUUGGCGUUCAUCACUACGGUGCUACUGCCGCACAGAUGCGUGAUGGAGUGAUGUACUUCUCCUUCUGGCAGAUAUUCUUCAUCACGAGCACGGUUCCAAUAAAAGCGUCUAUCUGCAUCUCGCUUCUACGCAUCACGACCAACAAAGUGAACAGAAUAAUCCUGUGGACACUUAUAGUACUGUCGUCUAUCGCAGCACUUAUUUCCAACGUUGUAGUAUGGUCGACUUGCCGCCCUAUGGCAUUUACCUGGGACAAGACAAUCAAGGGGGGGAAAUGCAGUUCCAUCGAUAUAAUCCUCGCUCUUAGCUAUCUAGUAUCGGGAUCGAACAUCAUUACGGACUGGACCUGCGCGAUACUGCCGGCAUUUAUCCUCUAUGACAUUCAAAUGCGCACGAAGCUUAAGAUUUCCAUCUGCCUGGUUUUGGGUAUGGGUGCUGUGGCGAGUACCGCGACUUUGAUACGCUUGAAAUUCAUUCCUAACUACAAAAAUGCAAACGACUACCUUUAUGGAUUGGCAGAUAUUGCGAUCUGGUCAGUAGUUGAGAUUGGACUUGGUAUCAUCGCCGGAUCGAUUGCCACGCUGAAGCCACUCUUCAACAAGAUCUUUGGUAGCUCGAAGGACCCCUCCCCGUACACGAACGACCACACUCCAAGGCCAUUUCCCGGAAGUUACCGACUACGCGACGUUUCGAAAGGCGGACUGGAAACGACAGUAAGGGGAGGAGAGCGUAGCGAUAUUAGUGAUGAGGAUACGGCGAGCCAAAGAAGGAUGCUACGGAGCGUUGCGAUUGAGGGGCACCAUCCGGAGGGACAUAGUCCGCCAAGGCAAAAUCUGGAAGGCAUCAAAGUUACCUACGACAUCAGCGUGAGCAACGAUCGGGACGACAAGAAGGAGAGGAAGGUGGAAGAGAUGAUAUAA
This is a messenger RNA of Mytilinidion resinicola, 1059 nucleotides long. RefSeq lists its product as uncharacterized. The record is from RefSeq and is a predicted model, not a curated record. Lineage: Eukaryota; Fungi; Ascomycota; Dothideomycetes; Mytilinidiales; Mytilinidiaceae. Bases 1 to 1059 code for a protein of 352 amino acids. The transcript is spliced from 5 exons.